This is a messenger RNA of Cercospora beticola, 1158 nucleotides long. Its product is annotated as RING finger protein. The record is from RefSeq and is a predicted model, not a curated record. NCBI's taxonomy places the organism in Eukaryota, Fungi, Ascomycota, Dothideomycetes, Mycosphaerellales, Mycosphaerellaceae. Gene Ontology annotation, molecular function: metal ion binding.
CCUCUGACGAGGAUCAGUUCGGCGCAGAGUUCGAGGCGUUGUAAAGAGUGUAGUUGCUCGGGCCCCAAUUUUUUUGUCUUUUCAUUUUGCAGUUUUGUUGAUGAGGUUGUUGUUGCUGUAUGUAUGUAUUGUAUUUUUGCUGUUUCGAUUUUUUUGGUUGGAGGAAACGCCAAGGGAUUUUAGGGGAUGGCAGCGGCGGCAGUGGUGCUGGUUUCUGCACGAGAGCGGUGGAGCCUUCUGGUGGUGCGUCGUUGUUGCAUUCAUUUGGUGGAUAUGAACGGUAGUCACGGACCUGGCAGGAAGGAAUUGGUGACGAGAUGCCCGUGCUUAGAAGUCCCGUCGCCCAACACAACAGUCGUACAGGUAGCUGUUCACUUGAUGUUUUGACCACGCACAUAAUCCAACAACAUCUCCUGUUUCCAUCACUAUUGAUCUCGAGGUCACAGGCGCACCAUUCAGCAGAGCUAGACCCAUAUCGUACCAGGAGGGAGUCAGUCGGCGCAGCCUUGCAUUUACACAAGACACGGCUCAGCAUCACUUGUCGAUCAGAUGCCUCGAAAUGCACGCAUCGCCAUCGCAACCAUGCGCGAACUCCUCCGUUGGCUGCGCCGCAAGUCUGACCAACCUGCACCCCAACCGAGUCCUGCGCCCCAACCAGACCCUGAACCCCGACAGAGUCCUGAACCCCAAUUGAGUCCUGAAGCUUUCCUUUGCGACGCUCUCAUAGCUGUACCAGCAGUUCUGAACUUACCAGCACCGCAAUGCCCCAUCUGCCAUGGCAAGUUGGAAAAACCCGUCCUACUUCAGUGCGCGGCCGGCCAUAUGUUCUGCAAACCAUGCAUCACGAACUGGUUCAUACAAGGUUACAACACUUGCCCGAGGGACCAGGAGGAGUUGUUCAACACCGAAAGCAGGACGAUUUUCCAGCAAAGCGCAUCUUUGACCUUUUACAAAGACCUCCUAAAUAUGUACGAGCCGUUCCACUUGACGACCUGGGACAUGCUUGAAAUCGGAGUGAGCGAACAGAUUGCCAAGAGCUUCGACACUUUUCGGCAGAAAAUCUUGAAUGCGGGUGAGCACAGUGUGCGGUACGACUGGUACAUGGAGCACCACGUUGCUAUCCAACGGCGACUGGAUUUACUGCUCUCGCGAUUCUAG